This is a messenger RNA of Photinus pyralis (common eastern firefly), 2330 nucleotides long. RefSeq lists its product as uncharacterized. Lineage: Eukaryota; Metazoa; Arthropoda; Insecta; Coleoptera; Lampyridae. The record is from RefSeq and is a predicted model, not a curated record. The coding region runs from base 203 to 1483 and encodes 426 amino acids. The transcript has 5 exons.
AAUUUUUAUAUUUGUUUUGUAAAACACUGAUCUGUUUUUAUUAAUUUCUUUACCGCUUAACGUAGCAGAGAAGCAAAUGGACGGAAAAUUGUCGUAAAACGUUCAAAAAAGCAAUAAAAGUUAUUCAUAAAGUGAUGAGGUUAUCAAAUUUUACUGCAUUGGUGCAGGGGAUGACCUCUGCAUUUAACAUUUUUUGACUGAGAUGGAUUUAGCUGAAACGAUGAAGAACGUUUUAAGUAAAGGCAUUCAACAGACGUCGGUCAACGAUUUGACCACAUCAGCCAGUAUGAACUUCGCUGCCAAUGCCGGGUACGUCACCGAGAAGUUGUACAUGCUGUUACAGCUGUACCUACAAAAUAAGGGUUGGAAUCCAUCUGUCGAGUUGCUACAAUGCUUUACUGAGCUGAAGGAGUCUUCUAUGUUGCCGAGUGCGGCGUAUCUACAAAUGAUGGCGUCCCGUGUUACUUUAGACACACAGGGUAGGUUAAUUUUGAGAGAGAAUGGCAAAAUUAUUCUACCCUUUGAGCACUUUGCGAAUGCGGUAAUGCUGAAGCAUAUGAAUGGCCCACAUGGUUUACACUUGGGCCUGGAGGCAACCGUUCGAGCGGUAAUGGAAUCCUACACAAUCGGUAGAGAAAAUUUUGGCAUGGAAAAGGAGUUUAUAAUCGAAGUUGUCGAAAACUGCCCCAAUCCAGCAUGUCGUUAUUACAAAAAUCAAAUGGAAUUAACCCAAAAAACAAUUCAACACCUAUCCGCACCAACCUACCUAAAUGCCUCGCAAGCCAACUCGGACAUUCGCGCUAACAAUUUUAAUUCUGAGUUUCCGAUGCCGAUACCGCCACCUGCCAUUGCUUCACAUCUCGGCAUAUCGGCCAUGGACCUAACAGGGCCGGCUUUGGAUAGCAAACCGAUCGAUCAACAAACCAAAUCUGUUCCGCCCAAUCAGAUUACCGCCGCGAUUAUUCAACAGCAGAAUAGGGCCAUGGCUUUAGAUAAGCUAAAUGCCAACUUGGAGAAGCAAAGGCAAAUGCAAAUGCAGCAGCAAAUCGAUCUGGCAAAAAGUCAGAAGUCCCACUAUGAAAUGCCUGUGAUUGAACCAAAGCUGUCUGAUUUUUUGCGUGCCAAUAUCGAUAGUUUUGAAGGUUUCUCAGCCUCAAACAAAGACCUACUGGCCUUACAUAACGGCGCGUGGUCCUCGAGUGGCAUGCAAAGUUCGCAGGAAGACAAACGCUCUACAAAUUCAGAAGGUGGCCAGGAGAAGAUCAUUCGAGCAUUUGCCGAAGUUAUGAAAAAUAUGCAACGUAUGAAAACUUACGUUCGCCCUUCAAUGUGCAAACCGUACGGAAAACAGUCCGAAGCGCUUCAAAAAACCUUAAUGGACACAAUUCAACUAGUACAAUCGCUGCGAAGUUUUUUACCCCCACCCCACAUACAGGUAAGUUCCUGGAAGAACGAAGACAAACACCGUUACGAAGAGACCUAAUCCGCCAUGACCUAAUUUAAUUUCUGUUUAGGCAGCCAAUUAUAAAAUCUAUAAUUCGUUAUACAGGUUGACCAUCCUUUUGAAGGAUGUAAAAUGAAGCAAGCUUACCUUUCCUAACUAAUUCUAAUAAUUUAGCGAAUAAGAUAAUUGUCCUUUUCAGUAUUGUUCGUAGUGAGUUUUAUGGCAUAAACAGAAAUUGCCGCAAUCUCAUCUUUGUACAUGUGUCGUGUAUAAACUGUAGUAGCAAAACGGCCAGAAACGUUCGGAAUUCACUUUUCUAGUCAUGAAAUUGCAAGAGUUUGAAGGUUUUGUUUUUCGAAAUUGGGACUGUGAUAUUUUUUACGGAACGGCCAUGACAUGACAAUUUUUAAAACAGAAUCACUCAUUCCACUGUUUUGCUUCUUGUAAUUACGUUUUUAAUUUUGAACAAUUUUUGUACAGGGUGGUAGUAAGAUCUAAAAAGAUUUUGAUUAUCAAAAUUUGACUGCUGGAAUCGGUAUUAUUUUUGUAGAUCUGAAUUGGUAGAUCUGAGCCAGUAUACAAGUAAUGUAAGACUGUUUAUAAAUGUAUUUUUAGUUUUGUAACUGUAGAGUAAUAACUUUUAUGUCGUCAUUUAUUAAGUGUUAAAGUGCUGGUAGUUUACCUUUGAUGGUACGGCUUUGCUUCUUAGAAAUCCUUAUUAGACAUGUACUUUUUUUAGGUUUACAAAGUAUAUUCAAAUGUUUAUUAUUAUUAUUCAUUGAUUUAUUGUUGUUUUUCAUCAAAGUAAUAUUUUUCUUUGUUAAUUUGAUAACAGUUUUGUGCAAUUACUUAAAGCAAGAGAAUAAUAAUUUAUUUAAUCGUGUCA